Molecule: messenger RNA, 247 nt
Organism: Caenorhabditis auriculariae
Lineage: Eukaryota; Metazoa; Nematoda; Chromadorea; Rhabditida; Rhabditidae
Source: the annotation of a GenBank genome assembly
AUGAUGUGUCAAGAGGGCGGCAUUGCCCAAAAAGUCGCCAAGACUGGCACUGCCAGGCCGGCUGGUCGUUGUCAGCAAACUUUGGUGGGACUUUUUUCGGUCAAGGUAUCCAGAGCAAGGUUUUUUUGGGGGGGUUCCUUACUGUAGGAAAAAGUACAGGAAUUUUUGGAAAGGAUCUACUGGAAUUUCGGAUGUGCAACUGCAACUGAAAAGACUACGCGCAGAAGGACGAGGCGAAGGACCGUAA